This is a messenger RNA of Pipistrellus nathusii (Nathusius's pipistrelle), 1248 nucleotides long. Lineage: Eukaryota; Metazoa; Chordata; Mammalia; Chiroptera; Vespertilionidae. The record is from the annotation of a GenBank genome assembly.
AUGGCCUCUGGCUCAGCCAGCAGCUCCCGCCCAGCCCCUGAUGAGAAUGAGUUUCCCUUUGGGUGCUCUCCCACCGUCUGCCAGGACCCAUCAGAGCCCAGGGCCCUCUGCUGCACCGCCUGUCUCUCUGAGAACUUGAGGAACGGCGAGGAUCGGGUCUGUCCCAAGUGCAGAGGAGACGAUUCUCAAUCUGUAAGCCCAGGGAGCCUUAUGUCUCAGGAGAAGGAUCACCCUGAGGUGGCUGCAGAUGGAGUUGGGUGCCCCUUUGCAGAUGUUGGCUGCUCCUUCAAGGGAAGUGCAAAAUUCAUGCAGGAGCAUGAGGUCACCUCUCAGGCCACCCACCUAAACCUGCUAUUGGAGUUCGUGAAACAGUGGAAGGCCCAACUGGGCUCAGGCCUGGGGUCGGGCCCCAUGGCCCUGGAGCGAAAUCUGUCAGACCUGCAGCUGCAGGCCGCCGUGGAGGUGGCUGGGGACCUGGAGGUGGACUGUUACCGGGCACCUUGCUCUGAGAGCCAGGAGGAGUUGGCCCUGCAGCACUUCAUGAAGGAGAAGCUUCUGGCCGACCUGGAGGGGAAGCUGCGCGUGUUUGAGAAUAUUGUCGCCGUCCUCAACAAGGAGGUGGAGGCCUCCCAGCUGGCCCUGGCUGCCUCCAUCCACCAGAGCCAGCUGGACCGCGAGCUCAUUCUGAGCUUGGAACAGAGGGUGGUGGAUUUGCAUCAGACACUGGCCCAGAAAGACGAGGCCCUGGGCAAGCUAGAGCAGAGCCUGCGCCUCAUGGAGGAGGCCUCCUUCGAUGGCACCUUCCUGUGGAAGAUCACCAACGUCACCCGGCGGUGCCACGAGUCGGCCUGCGGCAGGACCGUCAGCCUCUUCUCUCCAGCUUUCUACACGGCCAAGUAUGGCUACAAGUUGUGCCUGAGGCUCUACUUGAAUGGCGACGGAACGGGAAAGAGGACCCACCUGUCGCUCUUCAUCGUGAUCAUGAAAGGGGAGUACGAUGCUCUGCUGCCGUGGCCUUUCCGGAACAAGGUCACCUUCAUGCUCCUGGACCAGAACAACCGUGAGCACGCCAUUGACGCCUUCCGGCCAGACCUGAGCUCAGUGUCCUUCCAGCGGCCCCAGAGUGAAACCAACGUGGCCAGUGGCUGCCCGCUCUUCUUCCCUCUCAGCAGGCUGCAGUCGCCCAAGCACGCCUAUGUGAAGGACGACACCAUGUUCCUCAAGUGCAUCGUGGAGACAAGUGCUUAG